This is a messenger RNA of Manduca sexta (tobacco hornworm), 6934 nucleotides long. Its product is annotated as cytospin-A. The record is from RefSeq and is a predicted model, not a curated record. The coding region runs from base 196 to 3048 and encodes 950 amino acids. NCBI's taxonomy places the organism in Eukaryota, Metazoa, Arthropoda, Insecta, Lepidoptera, Sphingidae. Gene Ontology annotation, cellular component: microtubule organizing center; filamentous actin. Gene Ontology annotation, molecular function: protein binding. The transcript is spliced from 20 exons. Gene Ontology annotation, biological process: actin cytoskeleton organization.
AGGCAAGUUUGUUUGGCUCGGCGGGUCGCGAACGUCGUCCGAUCGGCGGCGGUUUUUGUUUUUCGUACUUUUUUAAAUUAGUGACAAACGAAACGAUUUUUUUCACAUAAAGCCGAUAAUGUGAACGUCGAAAAAUGAACAACUCGAACAAAUUCGAUCAGUGAUACGAAAACGAACAUGAUAUAAAACGUCAAGAUGAUGAAGUUCAAAUCGUUGUUCCGUAGAGGGCCCAGUCAGGGGAAACAGGAGGCCACGUUGAAGGGCGCUCCGUCAGUCUCAAGUUUAGAUUCCAAACACCACAAAGUCGCGCCCGCAAGAGAAAAGACCCUUAAGAUCUUCGGAUCGAAGGAGAAACUUCACAAAGCGCACAAGAAGAAGGACCUCGGCAACAACAAUGCGGUGUUAGAGGAUCCUGAGUUGCCAGAUGUUUUGGAAUACGAAGAUGGACGGGUCAGGCACGAUUAUGGUAGUGCUGAGGAACUGGGCGUGUCGGUAGACGAGCGUGGCUCCCAGGAGUGCGUCAGUCUGCCCGUCACGCUAAAUGCAGACCACAUGCCGGGCUUUCAAGAGGUGGAGCUCAGGCCUAGAGUACCAUCUGAGGCGUCAUUGGCAUCCGAAGCCCGGGAGAUUGAGUCGUUGAGAAGGGAACUGGAAGCGACCGCGAUGGAGCGCGCCCAGCUGCAGGCCAGGGUCGACGAGCUAAUGGAGAAGGCUACCGAGGCGGACAAGUUACGAACCGAACUUGAGAGGUUGAAGAACCAAGAAGUGGAGCGCGAGGCGGCGCUGGAGCGGCUGGCGGACGAGAACGGCGCGUUGCGCGCGCGGCUGCGCGGCGUCGCGCACUCGCCGCUCUCCGACAGCGAGAAGCGGCAGCUGCUGCUCGCGCCGGCGCCGCGCCGCAUGCACUCCUCCGCACCCGCGUCCAUCGCACUCGCGCAUAAUGGUGAAGGCGACAGCGGCGAGGCGACGACCCCGGAGUGGGACAAGCACUCAUCGUCAUCACUCAGCGAGGUGUCGGUCGCGUGUCUACAAGACCGCAUCUUGCAGAUGGAGGAGCACCAUUACAGUACCAGCGAAGAACUUCAAGCGACGUUGGCCGAACUGGCCGACCUGCAAACCCAACUGGCGGACGCGCACGCGGACAACGAACGGCUCGCGGACGAGAAACAAGUGCUGUUAGAGUCGCUUUGCAGACAGACUGAGAAACUAGAGGACAGCAGGACUAAGGUAGACACGCUUCAGGAACUGCUGCUCCGUGAAGGGAUAGAGCCAGAGACGCUAGCGCCCGGCGACACCGACCAACAGCUACUGGCUGUUUUGAAGUUAUCGCAAGAAGAAAAAAGGCAUCUUCUAGCGAAACAAGAACAACUCGAAACCGAAUUGACGGAAACCAAAACAGCAUUAGAAGAGAAAACCAAAGAAAAUGAAGCGCUUACAGAGAGAAUUAGGUCGCUGGAGAGCGCGGCGGAGCAGGCGGAGGCGGAGCGCGGCGCGGCGGAGCGUGACGCGGCCGCGCGCCAGCACCAGCUCGCCACGCUCUCCGACCUGCUCGACGCCGCCAGGGCCAAGUUGUCGGAGCGCGCGGGCGCGGCGGAGGGCGCGGCGGAGGCGGAGGCGGCGGCGGCGGCGGCGCGGCGCGAGGCGGACGCGGCGUCCGCGCGCGCCGCCGCGCUGCAGGACUGCCUCGCGCAUGCGCAGCGACAGCUCGACCGCGCGCACCACGACGCGCGCAAACUGCACGACGACGCACUGGUAUCUAGAAACAAUGCCAAAUCGACCAUAUCAGAGCUGGAGUUCCAGUUGGAACAGCUGCGGCAGGAGAAGACAGCGAUGCAGGGGGAGAUCAAAACACUGCAGGACAAUGUCGGCGAGCUUCAAGUACAGGUGCAAGUGGCGUCGGACGAGAAGUUGUCGCUGAUGACUCGCGCGGGCGAGGCCAUCGCGCGCGCCGCCGACUUCGAGCGACAACUCACCGACGCGCGACAGCGACUCGCGCAGCUCACGCGCGACCGCGAGCGGGACGAAACAGAAUGGAAACAGUUCCAAAGCGAUCUAUUGAUGACUGUGCGCGUCGCGAACGACUUCAAGACCGAAGCGCAACGAGAACUGGAACGACUCGUCUCCGAGAACAAGAUCGCGCGCGACCGCAUAAGGCUGCUGGAAGACCAGAUACACUCCAUGAAGGCGAUACCGCCGCGGUCGGAGGAGACGCCGCCGCCUCCGCCGCUGUUGACGAGCGCCUCGCUGCAGGACAUCAUGGCCACCGCAGCUUCGCACAGGAGGAACAAAGGCGUGAGUCGGCAAGAUUCCCGCUUAUCGGUGAAGAGUUUGAUCGAAAGCAUAGAGAACGCAGCUAAAGCUGCUAAGCAGCAGUCGCCAGCGACAACACCUGUCAACGAGUGGCCGCCGCAGGUGCAAGCUGCAGUGAGCGUGUCGACGUCCACCAGCUCUAUAAAGAACGGCAUGACGGAGAGCGCGGCGGCGCCGGCCAACGGUCUCGGCGGCGCCGCGUUCGCCGCCAAGCCGCCGGCCGCGCGCGCCGCCAGGCCCUCGCCGAUCACUGCCGAGGCGGCGGCGGCGGGCGGCGCCAACAUCCCCGACGAGCAGCGCGCGCUCGCCUCGCUGCAGCAGAAGGCGAUCGAGUCGUUCGUGCGACGCAACUCUUACGGCGAUAUAUGUGAAAGGAAAGAUCCUUUGAACGCGUUGCAAGUGAAGAACGGCGGGUCGAAGCGCAACGCUUUGCUCAAGUGGUGUCAACAGAAGACUUUAGGAUACAACAAUAUUGACAUUACGAACUUUAGUUCAUCGUGGAACGACGGCAUGGCGUUGUGCGCGUUGCUGCACUCGUACCUGGGCGAGGGUCGCAUCCCGUACGCGACGCUGUCACCGCACGACAAACGCACCAACUUCUCUGUCGCAUUCGCAGCCGCCGAGUCUGUUGGCAUACCUACCACGUUGAACAUUCAAGACAUGAUACAACAAGAGAGGCCGGAUUGGCAGCAAGUGAUGGCCUACGUAACCAGCAUAUACAAACACUUUGAAACGUAAACUGGUUGACAUAGAUGAGACUGCAAGGUUUAAACAUCAAUAACCCAGUAUCUGAAAUAAAGAAGACACCUAAAGUUAUUGAAAUAAAUUGUAAGUUCUUUAUACAAUUCAAAAUCAGUCAGACUAGUCUAGAGUUCAUUAUUUUAUGCACCUUUUACGCUCUCGUUAAUUUUUGUAAAGAAUAAAUCCGACCCACUUCGAGUAACUUCAAGGCGGUUGAGUUACAUAGUACAUAUUAGUAAUUGUUAUUUGACAGCUGACAAUUAUUUUCUCGUAUUUGCCAUCCGUCCACAGAAGAAAAAAUUAAAGGACGGCACAUUAGUAAUCAAAUAUGACAUGAUACAUGAUUAUUAUAAUGUAAUUUUGUGCGGUUUAAUAAACCCUUGCCUAACCUAAGGGCCCUUUAACAGCAAACACAAAUCAUUGAUGUAUUUUUGUUUUUAGUAAGCACACAUCCGUAAUUUAUUUAAUAGUGUCUUAUAAAACCAAUGUGAUUUAAUAAUGGCUAAAGGAAUUGAAAGAUAUAAUUAUAAGGAAGAGAUGGUAAAAUGUAGGUAUUGCAAUAAUUAAAAGUCAUUGAAAAAUGUAAUGGAGUCGAUAAACAUAAGUACAUUACCAGGAACAUUGCUCAGGAUUUAGAUAUUCAUAAAAUUUGUAUUGAUAUUAUUAAUAUAUCGAUAUUUGAAUGAAUUGCAUAGCAUUGUGACUAUGAUUGUGAAUUUGAUGUAGUCUAAGUCGGCGUCUUAAAUGACAAUCGCUUGUACGAAUCCUAUCGCAUUGAUCGUACGAAUUCGCACUUAAACGCACGAACCUUUUUUAAUCAUCGUAUAUUUAGAACUUAUCGCCAAUGUUCGGGCGAUCGGUUUAAUAAAUGUUAUAAGAGCUUUAAUCGCGUUAUUUAUACGAAUCAGAAUCGUACGAUCGAUCCCAAUUAAGGCAAUGUUUAAUUUUGAUUAUUUAAAAACGCUAUAAUCAAAUAAAGCAGCGUUCUACUUUCAUAUAAUGCAAGCUAUUAUAAAAACAAUAUCGUAAUAGUAUAGCGACGGUAGGAAUACAUUUUGAGUCUUCAUAUAUGCUAAUAUCUUUACUCUAAUAACUUGUUCUUGUUCAAUAUUCGUACUUAGCACACCGUGUCGAAAAUUUUUAUUAUUAUUAUUUAUUAUUUAUUAUUUAUAUACGCUAGCUUAUCAAGUAUCUAAUUUCGUUGACUUUUAUUUUUUCUUUAGUUUAUUAACAAACUAAAGAAGAUAAUGAAUUUCUAUUUACUAUAAGUACUUGAAUAAGCAAGGCAGAUAAGCAAUAGUGAUGAAAUCCUGUGGCAUGCACUUAGUGGCGAAGUGUGAAAUUUUUAAAAAAAGUAACCUUAUGCAUAAAAAUGCCUUAGUUAAUAUAUCGUGGCCACUUUCACAGAAAAUAAAAACUAAGACAAACAUAAAUAAACCUAAAAGGGAAGCCGGUAGGAAUCGGGUUGUAUGGACGCUUCACCACUCACAUGCAGUUCUUUCUACAACUUCAACAUUAAUAUUCAAAGUACAAUUCUCAUGCACAUGUAUUUUGUACAUUAACUGUUUGAAGUUACGACACUAGGGACUGACUAAAAUAAAUCUUUAUCGGCAGCUGAUUUGUUAUCCUUUUUAAUUAUAAACUAUUUUCAAUCACUGUAUGCCAAGUUACUUCUUAUCUCUAUUCUUAUAAAUACAUUUGGAUGGUUGUAUGAUGUUUGCUAAAACUAAACGCGCAAACAGCUAAACGAGUUUGUAUGAAAUUUGGCACACGGGCGGGCGAAUUCGCACGCAACACUUAAUUUUAAAUAAACACAAUGAAAAUACUGAUAUGUAACAAUAACACUAGGUAGUCCGUAAACUGACUUUAUAAAUGUUUGUACGUAACAGGAGAAAUAAAAACAACCAGAACUAUCUAGAAAAAACAAAAUAAAUUUGUAUAAAGAAGUAGCAAUUGAUGUGUAAUCUAAAGCUCGAUAAGUCAGUCUCGAUGUUUACAACGCAAAGGUUGUAAUCGACAUUCCUAAAGGUAGUUAAGUACUAGUGUGAUAUUUACGCAACGUUCGCCGCUUUAUAUCCACAUUAGAAUCGCCUUAUAUCGCCUUAUCACGCGUUUAAUAAGACCGUCUUUCUGUUAUAAAAGACUGAUACGAUAGGUUUGUAGUUGUGAUAACAUCUUGGUGUGAUUCUCUCUUAAAUAGUUCACAUGUGUAUAUACAUGAUGUCGAUAUUUUAGACCCACGCACGGUUUUCGAAUGAUUAUGGAUAUCGAUAAUCGAUACACGUACUUUUUUAUAUGUUUUAAAGUACAAUCGUUUUCGUGUAAUAAAUUAUGUCGAUAGGUUUUAAUCGUUAAACCGUUUUUAUUAAACGAUCUCAAUCCUAAUCUUCGAUCUAAUCCCAAGAAUAAACUAAGCAAAACGUCAUUGGUAAGCUUAGCAGUAAACCUUUGUUAUUUGUCAAUUUUCUCGAAUGAUUGAAAACGAAUGGGGCCCUUUAUUGGAAAUGGCGCUUGGUCAACUCAUUGAACAAAACAUGAAUUGAAUCCAUGAGGCAUCGGAAUGUUUGCCGGCAAACAUGAUAGCUACAUGACAUUUACGUGUGUCACGGCAAUAUAACCUUAUAUACUACAUAAUAAGGUGACACGCGUAAUGUCAUGUAGCUGUCAUAUUUGCCGGCAAACAUUCCGAUGCUUUAAGUUAUCGUGCAAGGACAUAAGUAUUCGUAGAUGCGAAUAUUUAGUAAUCUGGUAUUAUAAGGUAAUACUUGUUUGUGUACUAUUUAAGACAGAAACUAUAGUAUUAAGGUAAGGGUAGAUGAGAUGCCUUAAAGAUGGAGACGGCCUUGAUAUUUGCAUGUGUCUUGUAUUUAUUAUAGAGAGGAGAUUUAAAGUUUAUCGACAGUUGAUAUUGUGCUAUAAACGGCUUACGACAUAAAAAUAGAACCUUUAUUAAUGAAAGUCCAAUGACUAUGUUUAUGAAGAUAUUUAUUAUAUCAUGUGGUUGACCUAAAUAUGUAAACCAUGUUUUACAGACAGUAAUUAAUUAACAUAUUUUUAAUUAUAUGUUAUGAAUUCAACACUUUAACUUAAAAGCCGUAUCUAAUUAUGUAAUAAUUAUCUUUAUUACCCAGAGGCUCAACACAAUAUCGACUGAAAUAAACUUACAAUGUCCGCUUCAUUCUAACGAUCGUUUUAAAUAAACGAUCCCAAUUUUAAUCCUCGAUCCAAUCCGUAGCGUAGCUUGCCAUCGAGGAGCCCUAUAUCUAUAUUUGUUGGGGGUUCUUCAGGACAGUGCGAACUUUUAGACGGCCGCUUAGUUUAAUGCUAUGGGUCAAGAGGGGCCCCAAAGCUCGGGGGGCCCGUAUCACUGAUUGGUUGAUACAGCGGUAGCUACACCCCUGGAUCCGAUCUCGAAAAUAAAUCUAUCAAAAUAAGUCAUCUUAAAAUUACAAGUAUGUCAAGCUUCUAUGAUUAGUUUCAUUUUCGCGAUGAAGCGAAAAAGGCGAUUGGGAUCUUUUGUAGAAAACGGCUGUGAAUGAAGUUUACCAUUAUAACCUUACAAUGUAGUAGAUUGCGUAGUCUUUUUAUAUUUUUGGUAUUAAUAUUAUCAUCAAAUAUUUGGACGUAUAAUCAAUUACAACACAAUUAACUUAAAAUUAAUUUAUCUGACAUGACCAAUAUUCUUUUUCGUAGACUUAUAGAACAUUGUAUAUUUAGUGUAAUUUGAAUAACUGUAAUCUGAUUAGUAGUGAAUGGAUAAUAUUUAACAUUUCAAUAUAACAUUCAGUACAUAACAUAAAUUUCAGAAUUACAAUUGCACAUAAACUGCUAUUAGCAAAAUAUUGAGGAAAUUGCAUAGAUACUUACUAACAAAAUAAGCAAA